AUGUCAGUUCUGCCAGACGAGCUGUGGAGGCGAAUAUUAGAGUUCGGAAUCUCAAGCUCAAGUAAAAAUCCUUUAAACUACAAAGACAUCUGCUGUGUUGCCAUCACAUGUAGACGCCUCAAUCGCCUCUCCUACGAAGACUCUCUUUGGUCCUCCUUACUUUCUUCCCAGUUUCCCAAUUACGAAAACCCUAAUAAUAUCAAUUUUAAUCGUAGAAGUACAUAUCCAUCUCCUUCCUCCAAAACCAUAUUCAAAAUCAGGUUUGAGAGGGAGAGAGAGCGUAGGCUUUUGGGGCACAGAAGGGCGGUUCUCAGAGUUGAGAGUCAAAUUGGCGAGCAUUCGAGAAAGCUUCGGGAGAUAGAGAGCCGGGUGAUGGAUGAGAGGGUCAGAAUGAAGGCAACGACUGAAGAAUUAUCAAAUCUACUCAGGGUCAGGUAA
Ilex paraguariensis (yerba mate) is the source of this 438-nucleotide messenger RNA. NCBI's taxonomy places the organism in Eukaryota, Viridiplantae, Streptophyta, Magnoliopsida, Aquifoliales, Aquifoliaceae. The record is from the annotation of a GenBank genome assembly.